Messenger RNA from Malurus melanocephalus (red-backed fairy wren), 1207 nucleotides. It is a transcript of the gene CEL, whose product is annotated as carboxyl ester lipase. Gene Ontology annotation, molecular function: neurexin family protein binding; triacylglycerol lipase activity; signaling receptor activity. Gene Ontology annotation, cellular component: postsynaptic specialization membrane; cell surface; synapse. Lineage: Eukaryota; Metazoa; Chordata; Aves; Passeriformes; Maluridae. The coding region runs from base 1 to 1176 and encodes 391 amino acids. The transcript is spliced from 8 exons. Gene Ontology annotation, biological process: neuron cell-cell adhesion; postsynaptic membrane assembly; presynaptic membrane assembly. The record is from RefSeq and is a predicted model, not a curated record.
AUGGCUCGCUGGCACAUCCUGGCCUUGGCCCUCUGCUCCUACCUCGGGCACAUGGCCAUUGCCUGGGUGAAGAGGAACAUCAAGGCCUUUGGAGGUGACCCAGACAACAUCACCAUCUUUGGGGAGUCGGCCGGUGCCGUCAGUGUCUCCCUGCAGACGCUGUCCCCGAAGAACAAGGGUCUGUUCAAGAGAGCCAUCAGCCAGAGUGGCGUGGGGGUCUGCAGCUGGGCCAUCCAGAGGGACCCGCUCGCCUGGGCUAAGAAGAUUGGAGAAAAGCUGGGCUGCCCCACAGACAACACCUCCGUCUUGGCCGACUGCCUUCGUGUCUCUGACCCCAAAGCCCUGACCCUGGCCUACCAUCUGCAGCUGGUCAACCUGCCCAUGCCCCUGGUGCACACCCUGGCCCUCACUCCUGUCAUCGAUGGGGAUUUCCUCCCAGACAUGCCAGAGAAUCUCUUUGCCAACGCUGCCGACAUCGAUUACUUGGCCGGGGUCAAUGACAUGGAUGGGCACAUCUUUGCUGGUGUGGAUUUACCCGCCAUCAACCGCCCGCUGGUCAAAAUCUCUGCGAACCAGGUCUAUGAUUUGAUCAAAGGCCUCACUGUGGACAGGGGUGAGGCUGGAGCCAAUGCUACCUACAACAUCUACACCCAGACCUGGGAUGACAAACCAAAGCAGGAGGUCAUGAAGAAGACAGUGGUGGAGCUGAUCACUGACUACAUCUUCCUGAUUCCCACACAGUGGGCACUGAACCUGCACCUGCAGAAUGCCCGGAGUGGCAAGACSUACAGCUACCUGUUCUCCCAGCCAUCCCGCAUGCCCGUGUACCCCAGCUGGGUGGGGGCAGACCACGCUGAUGACCUGCAGUACGUGUUUGGGAAGCCCUUUGCCACCCCCCUGGGCUACCUGCCCAAGCACAGGACWGUCUCAAAGGCCAUGAUUGCUUACUGGACCAAUUUUGCCAGGACUGGUGAUCCCAACAAAGGCCAUUCGGAUGUGCCYGUUUCCUGGCCAGCCUACACCAACAAKGCCAAGUACUACCUGGACAUCAACAACAAGAUGAACAAGAAUUCUGUGAAGCAGGACCUGAGAUCCCGAUUUGUGAACUUCUGGAACUCGGUCUAUCGGCAGCUGCCGCAGGUUGCCAACAUCUCCCAGUCGGAGUUAUUCUUCUGAACCUGAGAAAAUCCAUCUUUUAGAGAUCAUU